This is a messenger RNA of Kuraishia capsulata CBS 1993, 2745 nucleotides long. RefSeq lists its product as uncharacterized. Gene Ontology annotation, biological process: phosphatidylinositol dephosphorylation. Gene Ontology annotation, cellular component: endoplasmic reticulum. The transcript is spliced from 2 exons. Lineage: Eukaryota; Fungi; Ascomycota; Pichiomycetes; Pichiales; Pichiaceae. Gene Ontology annotation, molecular function: phosphatidylinositol-4-phosphate phosphatase activity. The record is from RefSeq and is a predicted model, not a curated record. Bases 1 to 2745 code for a protein of 914 amino acids.
AUGCCUCCUGUUUGUGUUGAGGUCUACGAAGAAGGUCUGGCGCUAGCGCCUUCUGGGAACGAAGGACCAAAAGCACUUUUCAAGUUCCAGCGAGCUCGCUCCACGCUGGAAAUUGACUGGUGUUACACUCCCCGUUCCAGCCCGGCUAUUUCGCUUGAAUUUGGAUGUCUGGUGGGUUAUGUGGAUCUCACGAUUGGCCAUCUAGUCUUUGUUUCAGAGUAUGAUGAUGCGGUUUCGCUCCCGCGAUUCCACUUCAAGUGCAACAGGGUGCGUGAUGUAGUGAUGGUUCCGCUGGUGAAAUCUUCAUGUCUUGAAACGUUACAAAGAUACGCAAAAAUUGGCGCUGGAACUGAAGAUUGCGACGAAGAGACAAACGAAACAGACAAUGUCAGUCUCAAAGACGAGAACCAGGAACCGGAAGUUGCCCAUAACCAACCCGGAAUGAUAUUCACUCCUACAGGCAUUCUUGCAGACUCAUUCAAGUCAAAGCCACAGCUCUCUUUGAACAGCCAGCGGAUACUUUUGGAGGAAUUCGAAUAUAUUGAUACAGGAGCUGUCGCCAAACCAAAUCCAAUGCUGGACAACCUGAUAUAUAACAAGACAUUUGAACACGCACGCUCAGUCAAGAACUUGCAGCGAAAUGCAGGUGAUUUCAAACAUGGAUAUAGGAUACCACCUGCGCUUAUCCGGAAGUUCAAGCGUCAUUUCAGGAGGUUUUUUAGAAAUGGCGGCUUUUACUUCAGUGGGGAUGUAAACCUGACCCAGAACUUCUCUGUUGUGGCUGCAGCCAAAGGAACCAGUUAUAUGGUUGUCCCCAGUUGCCACGAAUCUAUGAAGGAUCUCAAGGAAGACUCUGGUGCCUUUUUUUGGAACAGAUCGAUGCUCGCGCCCAUUCUGGAAUCUUGCCCUGAUACGUACCCACAUGUACUGUGCACACUUCUGAUUCAAGGCUUCGUCGGUACAUUUGACUGCACUUUGAAAAAGUCUUCUCCUCGAAGAUCCUCGUUGCUAGCAGGAAAACGCAACGAAGAUUCUCAGACAAUUCCCGCUUAUAUCGUUCUCGUCUCUAGAAGAAGCACCGAUCGUGCGGGUGUGAGAUACAUGAGACGCGGAGUUGACGAUGCCGGCAAGGUGGCCAAUUUUGUUGAGACUGAUCAAUGCAUAUUUGUUGAUGGUCCGCAAGAGACCUUCUAUGGCAGGUAUACCAUAAUUAGAGGUUCUAUUCCCCUUUUCUUCAAGCAGGAUCCCUCCAAACUACAGCCUGCACCAAUAGUGCAAAGAUCCAGAGAUCAGAACCGUGACAAAUUACAGAUGCACUUCAAUCAUUUACUGGGCCAUUACGGUGACUUCUCGUGCAUAUCUCUGAUAGAGAAAGGCAACAGAGAACUAGGGCUUGGUAAGACAUUUCAAGAUCUCGCUGCAGAGACAGAUUUUCCUUUGGCAUGGUUUGAUUUCCAUGAAGUCUGCAAGGGUAUGCAUUUCGAGAAUGUUGAAUUGCUGAUGAAGGAGGAAGUGGAGAACUCGUACCCACCGGGUUCUGUAUCGAUGAAACUCGACCAGUAUGGCUGGUAUGCAAUGAGGUUGGGUCGUAAUUUGAAGGAGGAGUCACACCAGAAGGGAGUAAUGAGAGUUAACUGCAUUGACUGUCUUGAUCGAACUAACAUUGUCUCAAAGUUUCUUUGCCAGAAAGUCCUCGGUCAUCAGCUCGAGUCCUGGGGCGUGGUUAUCCGGAAUAACAAAGACUUUCAGUCCGCGUACUCUAACCUCUGGGCAAACAAUGGGGAUGCGAUCAGCACGCAGUAUGCCUCCACAAAUGCUUUGAAGGGUGAUUUCACCCGAGCCCAGAAGAGACAUUACACUGGGGUUUUGAACGACGCUAUUUUGACGCUGUCCAGGUAUUACUAUGGAUACUUCAGUGACUUCUUCCGCCAGAUCAUGAUAGACUUUCUGCUUGGAGGUGUUGGGGAAGAGGUGUUUGAGCAGUAUGAGUCGAGUCUUAACAAUCUGGAUCCGAAUUCUGCUCACGAGACAAUGAUCACUCAGAAGGUCAUCAUGGACAACACAGUCAGUUUCCUAUUUCGAGACUCGACAGAAAUGCUUAUUGGCUCAUGGUGGGUUGAUUCCCCUUUCAAAGUGAACACUUUACGCAAGGCGGAGAUGGUGGGUUCAAUGUUGUUGCUCACAGACAGAUACGUCUAUCUCGUGGUGUUUGCAGAAGCCGAUAGCGUACUCCGUGUCUACAAAAUUGCCACGGAAUUUGUUGAGAAAAUACAGUAUGGCCACUAUUUUUUGUCGUCACAUACCCCACUUGCCAAAAAUCCUCAGAAGAACGUUGGAAUCCAACUCAGUUUCCGCAAGCACGAAUAUCGCACACUCAAGCUCGCAAAAGACGUCCAUUUCGAUCGGGAGAACCUGCGAAUGAGACAGAGGGCCGACGGAGCAGUACUCGCCACUUCCCUCUCAGCAGAAGACUUUUCAAUUCUGGGAAUCUUUCAGUCUCAGGACUCAGCUGAUUCGCAAGUCUGUGGCUUGCAUGAGUCUCGGGACCAGCCUUCGACUCUCGCAAUCCGGUUUCAACAACAUACGACACACACAGAGGUUAGACGUACGGUGAGUCUGCUGUCAAGAAUGUGCUACGGGUCCAGUUUGGUCCAGUCGGAUCUGGUGACUCUGGAAGAAGCCAAAUCGGACACCCCGUUUUGGAAAGUGUUAGACCAUCAAUUGAAGAAGUUCAUAUGGGCAUGA